AUGUUUAUUCUACGGCAUAACACCCCAGAUCUGCCUGGUUUGAGAGCAGAUUCAAGUUCAGGAGAUCAUUCUUCCUUGAAUUCAUCCUUUACCCAUCAAAAUUGGGGUACUGGUGCCCAAGUUUCAACAUUCCAACUUUCCCCUACCAAUGCGAACUAUCCCGAAACAGGUUGUUCCAUCUGGAUUUCCUUUUUUUUUCCCUUUAUUCUAAUUGCAAAAUCAUUUAAGAGAAACUUGCAACAAGUAAAAAUUCUCAUUUCAGCAAAAUUAUUAGAUAUAAAAUGUAGAUUAAGAUAUAUUGAUAUAUGA
This is a messenger RNA of Scheffersomyces amazonensis, 309 nucleotides long. RefSeq lists its product as uncharacterized. NCBI's taxonomy places the organism in Eukaryota, Fungi, Ascomycota, Pichiomycetes, Serinales, Debaryomycetaceae. The record is from RefSeq and is a predicted model, not a curated record. The transcript has a single exon. The coding region runs from base 1 to 309 and encodes 102 amino acids.